This is a messenger RNA of Nestor notabilis (Kea), 508 nucleotides long. Its product is annotated as calcium uptake protein 1, mitochondrial-like. The record is from RefSeq and is a predicted model, not a curated record. The annotation marks the transcript as partial. Gene Ontology annotation, biological process: calcium import into the mitochondrion; mitochondrial calcium ion homeostasis. The transcript has 3 exons. Gene Ontology annotation, molecular function: calcium ion binding. Lineage: Eukaryota; Metazoa; Chordata; Aves; Psittaciformes; Psittacidae. Gene Ontology annotation, cellular component: uniplex complex.
AUGUUUCGCCUUCGGUUUCUUCCCGUUGCGGCAGGGCUGUCUGCUGUUUCGCGGCGUUACCAUGGGACAGCACAUCACCCCAGGACCAGACGUAGGCUAAUGGUGGCGGCUUUCAUAGGGGCGACUGCAACGACGGCAAGUGCCAGAUUUCUUUGGCAGAGGGCUUACGCAGAAGACUCGUCCUCUGUAAAACACGAUCCGAGGACAGAGCCAAGCGAGAAAGUGAAGCACGAGGAGGAGGAGGAGAGCAGCGGCAGUGAGGAUAGAAAGGCUGUUGCAUCGGGUGAUGAGGAAGCUCAGCCAGAAGGGAAGAAGAAGAAGCGUUCUGGCUUCAGGGACCGUAAGGUGAUGGAAUAUGAGAACAGGAUCAGAGCUUACUCCACGCCAGACAAAAUCUUCAGAUACUUCGCCACUUUAAAAGUCAUAAAUGAGCACGGUGAAUCAGAGGUUUUUAUGACACCGCAGGAUUUCGUGAGAUCAAUAACACCUAAUGAAAAACAACCGGAAA